GCGUGACACGUUUAACCAAAGUUCCGCGCGGGCGACGAAAGUGCUGAUCCCAAACCGGCGAGAUUUUCCCGCUACGGCUCUGAUGACGUGCGCUCGUGUGGACAACAAACAGUAGUUUGACUAAGGCAGCGAAAGAGAGAAAUUCAGGUUUUGUACGCCUCACAGGUAUCCUUCGCGGUGCGGACUGUAAUAUGCGACGAAUUUCGUUUAUAUCCACUCACCUUUAAAAAUAAAUCUGUUUUAAUUGGGGGGAGCCAUUUACGCCUGAGUGUUUAAAGCCAUUUGUAAGGAAUACUCUUGUCAGCCUCUAGCUUUUAGCAGGAUAGGAAACGAUGCCGUGAUGCCAAUGACGCCUGCGUUUUUCCCUGCCUAGCCGAAAGAUGCGACGCGACGCGUUUUAACGGAUUGGCGGAGAAGGGGGGGACGUAUACCUUUUGAAUCGCCUCUUGCUCUGUAGACAGAAUGUGGGUACCGACCAAAAGAGCCCGUUUAGCCCGUAAAACGAGGAUGAAUGGCCUAACUGGGUAGGUGUCAUGUAAGCGGCGAUUCGUGCCACCCGUCGCUCAUCACCACAUUUUGCGGAGAAGGACACGAAUUAGAAAUAAUCGGAUUUCGCUCAUAUAAGUUAAAAUAAGUGGAAGAUGAGGGGAAGCAGAGUAUGAAGAACCGGGCACUGACUUUUUUAGGAGGACCCUGGGGGAAAGCGAAUUACUUGCCGGGCGACGAACUGUCUCGCUAAUAGCUUCGAGAGACAGAAAGCACGUACAAAAAACAACAUGAUACCUGCCUGAGGCCGUCCCUCUGCACAUCGACUGUGAUUAAUUGUUCAGUAUAGUUUUAUUUUAACCGAUUGGUCACGCAGGUAAAUCAAAUCCAUUUAUUAACGUUAACAAAAAUUACUUGGCCGGUCGGGUUGAACGUUUGCUCGGACAGCCUCGCCUUUCGCCGACUGGCAGCCGAAUCGCGAUUUGACAGUAAAUUUUCCCCCGGUGUUUAGGUCUCCCUCUCAUGUAUAUUGAGAUUUAUACGCUUAAAGAUAUUUUGCAAGCCAUGGUUGGCGUAGUAACGACCGCCAGUGAGGUCUGUCUUCGGUUAUAGAGUCAUAUAUAUGUGAAACUGGCCUGGCGAUUGCUAUGUAAAUUUGCAACGGUACCCUUGAAGACCAGUGUUUACAAAAGUUUCCAACGAGUCGUUGAUAUCCGCAUACUAGCAAAGCACACAAAUAAUUUUAAAUGCAUCUGCGUGUAAACGGGGUUUAUUAUAUUUGGAUUGUCAGCCACAUUUAUCGGGACUUCCAUUGAAAGAAAGUGUAAAGCUACGUCCACUUUCCUCAGAUAUUGACACUUAGAUUCGUUAGUUUGAAUAGGAAUAUAUAGUAACUACCGAAGUGGAAGACGAGGCAGGAACACCCUUGUCUGCUCUUUUUGAGCUAGAAAUGAUGAACAGCCAAGAAGUCCUAGAUUUUUGCAGUGCCAGAUCAAAUGACAUGAACACAGAUGCCACAAACUGCAUGGAAGAUAUUAUAACCUGGAAGGACAUUCAAGUCAUGGAAGGAGAAGUGUCAAAACAAGGAAUUGGGACCGUGGCUGUGGACAGCGCUGGGCCAUGUGGGUUGAAUGACAGUCACCUUGGUUGUGAGAAAGACCAAAGGACAGAAGAGGUAAACGGGAAUGGGAAAAGUACCAUUCCGAGUGUGUCUUACGUCUCCUACUUGGAUAUCUCCUCUGAUCCAUGCCAAGAAGCUAGCAGAUGUGAUUCUAUAGUAGAUGAUCCAAAUGCUGAUUUUGGAGAUAUGGAUAUUGGUGUGGAUUUAACUCUUAAUGAAAGCGGCGUGCUGGAGCCAGAGUCUCCAUCCCAGGAUGGUGAGUUGGUGGUUCAGGAAGGUAUCCAGGAUGUAUCCGUUCUAGCUGCUAAGCCUGUGGAUAUGUGCACUGCUGCAAAAGAACCCAGGAGGGCCCAGGAUAAAGAAGGAGGUCAUUUGCCUUCUGAACCCCUUGUAGUAGAGACAAGCCCUGCACUCUCAACUGCAGAAGACAAUGAGAGACACAAGCAUGGGGGCAAAAGGGUGACUUUCCCUUCUGAUGAAGACAUCGUUUCUGGAGCCGUAGAGCCAAAAGACCCUUGGAGACAUGCCCAGAACGUGACGGUGGAUGAGAUCAUCUCCGCCUAUAGGCAGGCCUGUCAGAAGCUGAACUGUAAGCCCAUCCCUACGGUGCUCAAACAGAUACAGGAGCUCAAAGAUUUGACUCAGAGGAAUGACUGCUUGGACCUCAAAGGUGAGAAACUGGACUACAAGGCUUGUGAGUCCCUGGAGGAGAUUUUCAAGAGGGUGCAGUUCAAGCUAGUGGUCCUGCAGCAGACCAACCUGGAUGAAGAUGGCGCUUCGGCUCUCUUUGACAUGAUCGAAUACUACGAGUCGGCCACCCACCUCAACAUUUCCUCCAACAAGCACAUCGGCACGCGGGGCUGGCAGGCCGCUGCUCACAUGAUGAGAAAGACGAGUUCCCUGCAGUACCUGGAUGCCCGCGACAUGCCGCUGCUGGACCACUCAGCACCAUUUGUGGCCCGGGCCCUGCGCAUCAGCGGCAGCCUGGCGAUUUUGCACCUGGAGAAUGCCGGCCUGUCCGGGCGGCCUCUCAUGCUGCUGGCCACGGCCCUGAAGAUGAACAUGAACCUCCGUGAGCUUUACCUGGCAGACAACAAGCUCAGUGGCCUGCAGGACUCCGCUCAGCUAGGCAACCUGCUCAAGUUCAACUGCAACAUCCAAGUGCUAGACCUGCGCAAUAACAACAUAACGGACUCCGGUCUGGCAUACUUGUGCGAUGGUCUUAAGGAACAGAGGAAGGGCCUGGUCACACUGGUGCUGUGGAACAACCAGCUGACGCACAAUGGCAUGGGCUACCUGGCUGCCGCCCUGCCCUGCACACAGAGCCUGGAGACCCUCAACCUCAACUACAACUCGGUGGGCAACGAGGGCAUCCACAAGCUGAAGGAUGGGCUGAUCGGCAACCGCUCCGUGCUGUGCCUGUGCCUGGUUUCCACCAAGCUGUCCUGCGAGGGUGCUGUGGCACUGGCCGAGUUCAUCGCAGAGAGUCCCCGGCUCCUGCGGCUGGAUCUGCGGCAGAAUGAGAUCAAGACGGGAGGACUGAUGGCGCUAUCCCUGGCUCUCAAGGUCAACACCUCCCUGCUGCGUCUCGACCUGGACAGCGAGCCCAAGAAGGAAACUGUGAAGAGUUUCAUUGAGACCCAGCGCAGCCUACUGGCUGAGAUCCAGAAAGGCUGCAAUCAUAACUUCUUCCUGGCCAAAGAGAAGAAGGAGAGUGAGCAGCAGAUGCUGCUCUCGGCCUCCAUGCCGGAGAUCACAUCCACAGAGGAUGAGCCAGGGGAGGAUGGGCCGCCCUGUCCGGGGCCAUCGGAGCAGCAGGAAGGUGUUUUUGAGGAGGACGAGCCCGAGGGAGUUGUGGGGGAUGAGGAGAUGGGUGUGGCCUCUGAGAGUGAGGGGGGGCUGAGCGAGGGAGGAGAGAAAGGCGUGGGCUUUGGGGACUCUGACUCGGAUACGGACGACGAAGACACCGGGCCGGGCGUUGAAGCCCAGGCUACACAGAGGACUGCUGCCUCCUCAACCCUGGGAGAAACCCCACCCAUCCCCGUGCCUCCACCCCCACCCACCUCCACCCCUGUAGAGAGCAUCACCGUCACGGAAUCCCCCAUGGCAUCGCCGGGGGCUCCUCCAUCACCCCGUCGUUGCUUCUCGGUGUCGAGCCCGGGGAGGGGGCACAAGAUUUUCAUGGUGACCCGUGUAGAGAGCCCCCCCGAACAGCAGCAGCACCAGCUACAGGUGGGGGUACCGCCUACGCAGCCUCCGCCCGAAGGGAAAGCUGAGGAGCAGCCACCUGUGAUGCCAGGGCAAGACUCAGAGCCACAGUGUGCUCAGGCGGGCAGUGCAAGGCCGCCCCUGACACUAACCCAGGAGCCCACUCCGGAUGUCCCAGGAGCGUGGCAAGAGGAGGCGCGGGCACACGGGCGCCACCUGCUGGGCAAUUGUGGCUCAGCAGCCGACAUAUGUUCCAAAGGUGAAGCAGCAGGAGCUGCUCUGCCCAAUGGCCUCCGAGCCGAGUUUGCCCUGUGCCUGCCGGAGCCUGAGGUGCCCAAAGCAGGCAGCUGUGUGGCAGAACAUGUGCGAUCCAGCGCCGGUCUGAGCUGUGGGCAGGACUUGGAGGAGCUGUUGCGCGAGGCUAGCCUGGAGAUGGGCAGGGAGGCACCAUGAUGCCCCGCUGGGCAUGGAGUCUGCAGCUGCAGGGAAUGACCAGCAAAGUGCUGCUUUUGGAAGCCUUUGCACACCCACAGCUCUUGAUUACUGCUUUCUGGGUCUCACUUCAGGACCUUAACUAAAACUGAUUAACUGAAGGAUUUCUUGUUUAAGUGAGGCCAUUAUUUAGGCAAAGCUUCUUGCAUCAGCCUGGCAUUUUGCUGAAGUUGUCGAUCUCGUCUUUUUCCUGCCUAUUAGGCAAGUUGCUGUACGCAUCCUCAUUCCGUCUUCUCUGUUCUUUCCCUAGGGGGGGGGGGGUCCUUCACAGUUGAGGAAUUAAAAAGUUGUCCUCACAGCUUUGCUCGCUCAAGUUGUGCCUCCUUUUCCUCUUCCUCUGUUUCCCCCAGAAGCCCCGACACGUUCAACUCUAAAGACUGAAAGUUAAAAAAAUUAAUAAUGACAAGAAAUAGUUAAAAAAGAAAACGCAACAAAAGUCAAGCCACAAGAAAAAUAAACGAUGAAGAAAUGUUGCGAACACACAGCACCUUGAUCUAUCACUACAGCCCACUUGUCCGUAAAAGGCGAUUUGGACGCUAUGAGGUUAGGAGCAACGCGGCGGAUUGCCCAGGAGUCCGGCCGCUGUAACCAAAGAUCCACAGAAAGCACGCAAGCGUGGGUCCUUUGCCUUCCUGCAUGGGGCUCUCGGCUCUUGUUCGGGACACACACAGUGGAUUCCCCUGCUUCCCCUUUAGUGAAUUCCUGGUGAUGUUGCUCUGCUGCAGGCAGAGGCCUGGCAUGGGAAAUGCAAAUGCCGUGGCUAAAAGCCAUUCCUGAUUUAUUAUCGGUAUUUCGAGUCAUUCCUAAAUUGUGGAAUGACUGCCCCUUCCCCAGCUAUGCCUAGAUUUUACAGAGUGGCCAUGAUCUUUUACAGGCAAAAUCAAAAUGUCUAGGAUGCUCUCGGAAGAAGUGCCGACUAUCUGCAGGAUGUUCUGAAUGCCAGGUCCAGAUGCCUGCAUAAAGCAAGAAAUUGCCACCAACAAAGAAGGAACUCCCCUGCCCCCCUCCCCUCCCAAGCAUAACCUAUUAUAGAAUGUUUUUUGUUUUGUUCAGAUGGUCAACCUGAAACAGAGUAACCACAGAACAGGUGGUAGGCCAGUGGUGUCUUUAAGGACGCGGUGGUGACCAGCUGCUCUCUGCGACUCUUUCCGCCCCCCAGUCUUCCAUCACCAGGCCGCCUCUUGCCAUUGCCAGCACGCUGACGGCUUGUGAUGAGAGGGACAAAGCCGCUUGCGGACGUGCCUGUCUUUCUUCAUUUUUGCUGCUUAAGGAAUCACAGUUGUUUGUAAUUAUUUUUUAGCUUUAUGAGACUGUGUGAUUGUUUCCUCUCUACUUUUAUUAGAAAUUAUUCCUCUCGGUUUUAAUUUUCUUUUCUCGUUGUAUAUCUUUUUUUUCGGAAGAGAAUGCCUUUUUUUUUUUUUGGAUUCCCUCUCCCCCGUAAAGGGUUGUGAAUUGGGAAGGGUGGGUGACUUGAUUUGGUGGGGGUCGUCUGCCUGGAAAUGCGGAGAUUAUAAAUUGGAGGUUUUGGUGGGUGGGUGGUUUGGUUAGUCGCACGUGUUCAUGUGAUCACAUGAUCGGUCACAUGACAGUAGCAAAGGGGACAUGGCAGAAUGUCGACAGCGUCCACCGAUUGACACUACAUUUUGUGCUGUGGACUGCCUACAGUGGUGGGUUUUGUUCUGUCUUUGAGGAGGCCAGCACAUUUCAGGGAUGAAAGAGAAAGACGAUACAGGCUGGAUUUCAUUCGACUGUCCCUUGCAUGACACGUGUAUUCGUGCCGUGCAGUAAGUCGUCGGCUGCUGUCAGCAGAAGCUGAGGGCACCAUCUGCACUAAGUUUGUGUUCGAAAAGACAGGUAGGAGUCCAGUCUCAUCUAUCGUCCUUUCGCUCUGGUAGCCGGGCAGUGUAACUAACGUGUUUUGAGACAAGAUGACUAUCCUGGCAGCACACGGUACCCCACGAUGCCUUAAGUCUGUGAUUGAAAUUUUGGCAGAGCUCUCCAAGAGGUCAUAAGGUCAUCAUGUGCUGACAAUUGUCUGAUCUGAUCAACAGCACUGUGUUGGCCCACUGUCUGUGAGAUGUUUUGGAUGUCUUUUUUUUUUUUUCUUUUUUAAUGUUAAAUUAAUCAAAUGUAUUGGUAAUCGCAAAUAUAUGUAUGGCAGACUGUCUCCAAUAAAUGCUUGUAAAGAGAAUAAAGGAAACAAAUCGGGUAUGUUUCAAGUAACUCUCUGCAUCGUCCUUACAGGCGUGUGUGUGCGCGACAUUCAUGGGUGCUGUGAGCUGACCUGCCAGCUGCAGACUUUGCUGGUCUCCCGGCAGCAGUGGGCCACUGCGGUAUCAUAACUCACCACUGCGAAGCAGAUGGCGUCUGUGUCAGCUGAUCAGCACUGAUCACAUCAUUUUGCUGCGUUAGGUUGAGUUCAUGGAAAAGUCGGUGAGGCCCCUUCCACUGUAACCGACACUGGACGAUUGUGGCGACUGAUCUCAUGAGGAUGUAGGAUUUUUGGGAAAAAUGGCAACUCUGACAAUCAGUUACUGUAGCCUGGAGGUACAGGCCUUACAAGAUGUGGCAUUAUUAACUUGCAUAUGGCCCAGUUGAGACAAGGACUGUCCAUUAGAGGGCAGCAGGAGUUUGAACCUCCCAUAACAUUUUUCCCUGUUUCUUUACACUGUUCAUCUGCUAAUGAGUCUAUGGAUCAUCUGGUUGCCAUGGCAAAACCUCCCCACUUAGUUGGGCUUUUCUGUUGUUGCUGCACAUGGACUUUGACGUCACAAAUUACUACAUAUGCUUGGCAACCAAAGAAAAACAACAUCCUAGUAAUAGUUUUAUAUGCACCUCUGGGGUUGACUGUACGUUUCAUUCUGCAUUUCUAGCAGAAAAUUUAGGAGACAGGAGCUCGAACUACGGGACAGCUUAAAAAAAAAUUAAUUUCAUUCUCUAUUGCUGGCACAUGUCCUGUGCUUUCCAGUGGUUUCCUGUGUUCCUGAACUAAAGGGUUCAUGUCACUAGCCUGUCGGGCAAUUUCAGAUGCAGAACUGGCACCGGAAGAAUUCCAGGGUCAAAGGCAGGCAUGAAUCUAUAAAUUGUACUGAAGCCCAUUUCCACAAGAGGGCACCGUUGUGGCCCACAUAUUUAACAGACUUGGCACUUUCUGAAAACCUGUCAGGUGCUGUUCUGAGCUGGAGUGGAAAUGAGAUAAAAGUAAGAUCUAAGUGCUGAUUGCCGGAAAAGAAAGUUGGAAAGCACACAAAGCAUCCAUUGUCUCUACUACAAUAAAGUUGCACUAAAGCAGUCAGUACAGUGAAGGGAAAUCUGCAGUAUGGAAUCUGACCGUAAGGCAAUAAUGUCAGGAAGGCGUGGGUUACCUGUUUGAUACGUGAAUGAGUGGGCUUUAUGAUUAGAGAAGUGUCACAGUCCUGGUAUGAAUGGUGUCAUUUUGGCACAGCUUCUGUUCUGACGAGCAUGGACAGAGAAGUAAUGCGGCGAGUUGAACUCUGGCUUCCUGCCCUUCUGUCUCAUCUUAUUGCUACAUGUAAUCCAGUUCAACGUGUCAAGCUGGCCUGGCUUUGACCUGACGUAUGGUGCAUAUCCUGCUGUACCUGUGCAUAUGCUCCAAGACAGUCAUGGGAACCCGAACAGAUGUCCAAGGGUGUUUCUGGAAAUUGGAUUACGACUUGUGGUUUUCUUUCCCCGCCGAAAUGGUUUAUCCUGGCACCCAUCCAGCGAAUGUCCCGUAACACAGCUGUGUUGGUAGCAGUCAACUGAACGGAUGCAAGACAACGAAGAAUCUGAUUUGGCACAUCUAUCAUGGACAACAAUAUAGCCAUUUGUGACCUUUGCCUCACUUCCUACCCCGUAUCUGCAGGAACUUCAUAUAAAGAGCAAUGGAUUCCGUCCAUGAAAUUGAACUUUGAACUUGUGACUAUGCAAGUCUAUUCCAGAUGGGAAACCAGUUAAAAAAAAAAUCUGUGGGAUUUAAUUUGAAGUUUAAAUGCAUGGAAAAUGUAACAUGAUGGCAAAUUUUUAGAAGAAACUGGCAUUUCAGAGAUGUGCAUUUCUAUUUACAUUAGGUCAAUUGUUCCUGGAAGUCUUUUCAUUUGAUUUUAUGGCAGUGAUUUUUGCUGAUGUUUGUUGUAGCCAGCCUUUGUCUGACUUGUAAUUACGCGGGAAUCGAUUUGUUCGUAUCUGAUUGUGGGAACUGGUUAACUUUCCACCAGAAGGCGCCAUUAAAACUGAUGUCUGAGUGUCUUAGAAGGUGCCUUUCUAAGUCUGUCAUGCGUGUGAAAGUCGAGCACUACUGCCUUCCAUAUGUCUAAUCCAAUGUUCAUUCUGUGUCUCUUAUUUAUGAUUUUUGUCUUUUGGGUGACAAUACUCUGCCUUGUUUUCUUUGAGGUAAUUCAACUGUGGGAAUGACGACAGAGUUUUAGAAGCCACCUAGAGAGACGUUUUAAUAUAUUUCACUGUUUAUUAGGAAACUGGCUUUACCCAGGUUGGUGUCAGUUUCUUGACAUAUAUAUAUAAAAUACGAUUUAAGAGGUGUGUGUACUGCAUUUAUGGGUUUACUGUAUAAUCUUGGUUUAAAUAAAGGGUUUCCUAAUUUC
Molecule: messenger RNA, 8907 nt
Organism: Brienomyrus brachyistius
Lineage: Eukaryota; Metazoa; Chordata; Actinopteri; Osteoglossiformes; Mormyridae
Gene: ppp1r37
Product: protein phosphatase 1, regulatory subunit 37
Exons: 13
Coding region: 1436-4267 (943 amino acids)
Molecular function (GO): protein binding
Source: RefSeq, a predicted model, not a curated record